AUGCAAUAUGCUAAAGAGAAAUAUUUUGUUUCCCUUUCUUCAACACAGUGCCAACAGUUUGGUACACAGAGCCUCAUUGUCGAAGCAGUAAUAGUAGUUAUAGUGUCAGUUGUAGUGUUAGUUAUAGUGUUAGUUGUAGUGUUAGUUGUAGUGUUAGUUGUAGUGUUUGUUAUUGUUAGUUAUAGUGUUAGUUAUAGUGUUAGUUGUAGUGUUAGUUGUAGUGUUAGUUGUAGUGUUAGUUAUGGAAUUAAAAGAUUGAUAGUUCAUGAGCUGGAUUAUAAUCACUUUGGUCAUCACCUACAGGUUCAAGGAGAAUACAAGCAUGAACCAAUAGUUGGUGACAAGAGAUGA
Molecule: messenger RNA, 351 nt
Organism: Lottia gigantea (owl limpet)
Lineage: Eukaryota; Metazoa; Mollusca; Gastropoda; Lottiidae
Exons: 4
Coding region: 1-351 (116 amino acids)
Source: RefSeq, a predicted model, not a curated record